Messenger RNA from Talaromyces rugulosus, 798 nucleotides. RefSeq lists its product as uncharacterized. Gene Ontology annotation, biological process: regulation of DNA-templated transcription. Bases 1 to 798 code for a protein of 265 amino acids. Gene Ontology annotation, molecular function: DNA-binding transcription factor activity, RNA polymerase II-specific; zinc ion binding. The record is from RefSeq and is a predicted model, not a curated record. Lineage: Eukaryota; Fungi; Ascomycota; Eurotiomycetes; Eurotiales; Trichocomaceae. The transcript has 5 exons.
AUGGAGAAUCACAGUAAUCUCAAUAGCCGACAUCGGGCUAUUCUAUCUUGCUUGUCUUGUCACAAACACAAGAAACGGUGCAAUCGUGAGUGGCCAUGCAAUAACUGCUCCAAGCGAGAGUUUUCUUGCCAGUAUCAAGAACACCAGGGCCCUGCAACACAAAGGAUUACCGAACCUGGGAACCCAGAGCAGGAGCCUUUUCUCGAUGUUCAAGCUUCGGACAACAUCCAUACCAAUACGCUGGCCCUGACAUGGAAGCCCCCACAAGUACACUUAAGCCAUUACUCUCAACUGUUCCCCAGAGAUUUUCGUUUGAUGGAACAAUUUGUUAUUCAUUUUAAACCCCGGCUUGACACGUUUCGUGAAGCUUCUGGGAACAUCGAAAAAGACUGGCUGUUGGGAGUUACAAAACACCCUGCAUCCUUCAAUGCAAUAAUGUACUGUGGCGGAACUAUUUAUGCGAAAGAAGACCCAAAAUUCUAUAACGUGAGACGCGCUGAAUGUGACUACUUAAUGUACAAGCUAGCAGCGUUAAAUACUAUCAACGAGUAUCUCCGUGGAGAUUCCCUUGCGGCAGUUGCAGACGAAAUUAUGCUCGCUGUGCUGAUUUUAAUGCAUGUCGAUGGGAAAAUGGAAGAUCUAUAUGAAUAUAAAGUCCACCUUGAUGGCCUUCAUCAAAUGAUAACCCUUCGCGGAGGCCUGGGAAGACUAGGAUACAAUGGCUUGCUCAAAAACUGGUAUAAUUGGUGUGCCGCUAUGUUUAUGCAUUUCGGAGAUAGGAAUCUGUUGUACAAGUAG